AUGGAUGAUUUGGUGAAAGGUGUGGUUUCAAAUCUAUUCCUGAAUGCGUUCCACAAGCUUCAAAUUCUCAGCAUAAAUCCAGCCUACACAGCCCGAAUUCGAAAUGAAACUGAAAACUAUUCGAUACAACAUAUUUUGGAACAAACAAUUCACGGCCUUGAGCUGAUAUAUGUUCAGUUUUACAGCCACGAUAGUUCCGGCUCUAGUUCCACUGAAGAAACACCAUACGUCACUCCGGCCAAUUUGAAACUUGACAGGUCCUAUGAUGGAACUUUUCUGACAGAUAAAGAUAAAUUACGGGAUUCAACAAGACGGCUGAACACAUUGAAGCGGCUUAAUGAUGUACAUAGAACUGAGUUAACGGACGAGUACUGCCUCAGCGUAUCGAAAAACAUAUUUGUCAGUAGAUGGGAAAAGGCUAGAUUAGUACAAAUGGCACAAGUGAUUAGUAAUCGCCACGAAGAACUGCGAGAGAGCACAUGCAACGCGGAAGUGGAAAUGCGGAGUGCAUUAGAAGCCGCUGUUUUAGUUGACCAUUUCUACACGGCGCAGCACUGUAAGGUUCAGCAAGAUUGUGACAUUUGGAUGGAACGAUUUGAACGUGAACUGAAAGAGCUGGAGGGACGUUUGCAAAAAGUAAGAACUGCGAAAAAACAGUGGGAGCAACUGAAGAUAGAAUUUGAAUUUGAAAAGGAGGAAAUUGAACGGUUGGAGCGGUUGGAGGUUGAGUAUCCCGAACAAAUUAAGGACACGGAAGCGUGGCUGGAGAACGUGUUGAUAAUCAAGGUGAAGCAAAGACCUAAAAAGGGUACGAAGAGAAAAAACAAGAAGAAGAGUGGCAACAAACGAAAGCUCCUGGGGAAACGAAAGAAGAAAUAA
Toxorhynchites rutilus septentrionalis is the source of this 879-nucleotide messenger RNA. RefSeq lists its product as uncharacterized. The record is from RefSeq and is a predicted model, not a curated record. The transcript is spliced from 2 exons. Bases 1 to 879 code for a protein of 292 amino acids. Lineage: Eukaryota; Metazoa; Arthropoda; Insecta; Diptera; Culicidae.